Molecule: messenger RNA, 4546 nt
Organism: Marchantia polymorpha subsp. ruderalis
Lineage: Eukaryota; Viridiplantae; Streptophyta; Marchantiopsida; Marchantiales; Marchantiaceae
Source: the annotation of a GenBank genome assembly
UGUUUUCACACUCGAUCCGCGGGCCGGAGGUCUCGGUUUCGCUUGGUGUGCGCAGAACUGCAGUGGGGACUUCCCAACUGCAAGGAGGAGGCCUGCAACUACCGCAUGGUUGUCGCACCCCUUCGGCAACAUAUGAACUCCGUCUAUCGGGAGCCGAUUUGUGUGGAGCGAGGGCGGGAAGAGGGGGCGCUCCGCCGGGUGAUGAUGCUGGUGAGAAUUGAGCUGGAAUCGAGCUGAGGGUUGGAUUUCGGCGCGGGCUUUGCUUGGCCGUCUCGGAGCUGCGUCGGAUUUCGAGAUGGCGACGAUUGCUCAGUCGUUGCUGCCGAACCAUGUGUUCGGUGUGCAUGGGAAAAUGCGCGAUGGCGUGCAUUUCGUGGACGACUCGACGAUCGUGUACUGCGCCGGGCACUGCGUUGUAUGGUGGAAAACGGAGGAUAAGAAUCAGAAGGUUGUUUGUGGGACGGCCGACACGGAAACUAUGACCGCCAUUGCUCUGAGCCACAACAGGAAACAUGUGGCAGUGGCCGAGAGCUGUUUGCCCGAUCGCCCAGUCGUCGUGGAACCUAAGAAGGAAUCCAACGAUUUGGCCAAGGCCAUCGAGAUGGCUAAGUCUGUAAGCUUGGAUAUCAAGGGUCCUGUGAUUUCAAUCUUCGAUUCGCAGACCUCGAAGAAGAAAAAGGUUCUGAUGGGUGGGGACAUCGGUUCACGCUCUUACAUCUCCCUUGCGUUUAGCCAUGACGGCAAGUGUCUUGCUGCCCAAGGCGGGGCACCGGAUUGGAACUUGGUCCUUUGGAGUCUGGAGAAGUCCAAAUUAAUUGCAUCCAUCAAAACCUCUACAGGACCUGAGGUUUAUCAGGUUCAGUGCUGCCCUAUGGACCUCAACCUCAUCACUGUGAUCGGAGAUGGGUUUGCGAAAUCAUUCCGGUCAACGGAUUCUGCCCUAAGGCCGAUUUCUACUGGCAUAGGAAAGAGAGAAGGACUCAAAUUUUUCAAUCAUGCAUGGUUGUAUGAUCCUUCAGCUCCCGUCGAGAAAGAAAAAGAGAAAGGUGAUAAGAAGGAGGAAAGUGUGUGCCUCUAUGCCCUGGAAAAUGGUGAAGUUUUGUACACCGAAAACGGAGAGAUUGUGUCAUCAAUAUCUCCUCCAGGUGGGCUGCCAGGAGCUGGUUUCGUUGAGGUUAUCCUUCAGUUUUCCAAGGGGUUUAUCAGCGCUGAAAGUGGAGCGAUUAUAGGCGUCUUCGAGAAAGUCGACGAUGAAAGUUUCAAAAGAACGCGCUCGUUCAAAGCGGACGUCAAUGGAACGAGGAUAGUCAGUAUUGCUCUUUCGCCCGGUGAAGAGUUACUCGUCUGCGUAUUAAAAAACCGACAGAUCAUUUUGGUUCCCUUCCAAAAUUCGGAGUUUUACAAACCGGAUGAAGUUCCCAAAGAGGCUACUGGGCAUGGCUUUCAUUCGGAAGCCAUCACAGGUUUGGAUGUCUGCCAGCGGAAACCACUAGCUGUAACAUCCAGCACGGACAAAUGUAUUCGUGUAUGGAACUACUUGGAAAAGACGUGUGAGCUGGCGAAAUAUUUCCCUCAGGAGGCCUUGUCUAUCUCUUUACACCCCAGUGGCCUGCAUAUAUUGGUGGGAUUCACCGACAAAUUGCGGUUAAUGAACAUUCUGAUUGAUGACAUUCGUAUAGCAAAAGAAUUCAACAUCAAAUCUUGCCAGGACUGUGCUUUUAGCAACGGUGGACAGUACUUUGCUGCAGUGCAAAGUAAUGUUAUCUACAUUUUUUCCACCUAUAGUUUUGAGAAUCUGGGAAACCUACGAGCCCACAAUGGUAAGGUACGGAGUAUCUGGUGGUCUCCGGAUGACACAUCUAUGUUAACGGCUGGCAUAGAUGGAGCUAUAUAUGAAUGGCAGCUACGAGAACUAAAACGGUCUCGCGAGAAUGUUAUGAAAGGGUGUGUUUACACCUCUGUUGUAGGUUUAAAGGAUUCGAAGUCUUUCUUCGCAGUCGGAUCAGAUCAUAAGCUGAAGGAGUUAGAUGAAAACUCUACGGUCAAGGAAUUUUUCUUCCCUGUACUUCUUACUCAAAUUGCUCUUCCAUUUGGAAGCCGUCUCCUGUUUGCCGGAACGGAGUUUGGAGCUGUUCGAGCUUGUCGAUAUCCCUUGACAGGAGAAUUCUACGAGGUCCAAGCCAUCGGUUCCCCAAUCAGUCGACUAGUCAUUACAGCCGAUUCAAGCUUGCUCCUAUGCGGAGGCGAGGACGGAGCCGUAGUGAUAUUUGAUAUUAGAGACAAGGAGAAAGCGAUUGCAAGUCACGUAGCCCGACACGAGAAGGACGCCUCUCAUUGGACUAGUGAGGUGCUUGUAUUAAAAGCUGAUUUGGAAGAAUUGAAAGCACGAGUGCAAGACUUGGAGACUCAGGUGACCGAGGUUCAAGCCCACUGUGAAUACCAAAUCAGGAUCAAGGACGAAGGAAUAGCUCUUCGCAUCAAGGAGCUUACGGAUGUUUCUGACAAGGACUUUCUGGAGAGUAAAGUAAAAUAUGAGGCAAUCAUACAACAAAAGAAUGACAAGGAGUUGGAGUUGGAGCAAAAGUACAAAGCACUGGAAGACUUGCAGGUGGUUCGCUUGGCAGAAAUGGAAGAGCAGUAUCAAAAGAAGAUGCUUGUCGAGGUUGCAAGGUACACUGCUUUGGAAAAUGACAAGGAAAUUCAGAGGUUGGAAUUUGUGGAGGACCGUGCUAUCAUGGCCGAAAAACAUGAGAAGGCUCUUGUGGACAUAACCGAUGCCUAUGAAGACAAGUUAGAGGUACAGCAAAAUGCUUAUGCAAAACUGAAGGAGGAGGCAGCCCAGGCGCUUCUUGACUUUGAGGAAAUCAGGCGUCAAAUGGAAGAAGACACGGACAAGGAGAUUGAAGAUCAAAAAGAAAAGUACGAUUCGCUGAUCGCAGCAGAAAAGGAGACCGUAACAAGGUUGAAAGGUGAGAACGGGAUUAUGAAGAAGAAAUUCAACGAAUUUCAAAAGGAAAAUGAAGAGCAAAGGGAGGAGCUUAUGUUGCUGUUCCAACAAAAGAAGGAGCUCUACGAAAUAAUUGGGUCGUUGGAACGAGACAUUGCUGGUUUGAAAAAAGAUGUACAAGAAAGAGAUGACACGAUUGGAGAGAAGGAGAAGAGGAUCUAUGACAUGAAACGAAAGAAUCUGGAGCUCGAGAAGUUCAAAUUCGUGUUGGAUUUCAAGAUCAAGGAUCUCAGCGAACAGAUUGAGCCCAGGGAAGCGGAACUACAAGAUGCCAAAGAUCAAAUAAGGAAGAUGGAAGUUGAACUGGAGAGGUCGCAUGCCAUGAGCGGUAAGAAGGACUUGGCCAUCUCUCAGCUGAAGUUGAAACUCCAGGGCGUUCAGAAUGAGGAAGACGCUCUAAGACGAGCUAAUGUACUCUGCACAACUACGCUUAAACAUUUCCAACAUGACUACUACGAGCUUGCUCAACUUAUAACCGAUCCUGAGGCUUUGAAGUCCGCAGUCAUAUCAGUGUUCAGAAAGUACGUUGAAGACAAAGUCACUCUCUUUCCAGUCGAUGAAGAGCUGGAGAAGGACACUAAUAGACAAAGAGACUUUUUGGAGAGAUCGGUUGCUGGUCUUCGGCGAAAGCUUCACAAAGAAAUGGAAGCUCACCAUACGAAUCAUCUUCACAUCAUGCAAGACAACGUGGCUUUGAUUAAAGAGCUUAAUGAACUGAGAAGGGAAUUGAAGAUUAUCAAGCUGAACCAACAGAAGGGAGCCUUGGCAGACGGAAGUGCGUCUCAGCAUAGGGCUACGACGGCCAGAAAGCUCACAGCGCUGGCAAAGGGUCUGGAAGACCAAUUAACCCUGAGCCAGCAGAUGGAACAGGAGAACUUGCGUCACAGGGUUGUACAGCUGGAGACAGAAUUGGCGUCGAAAGUGGACAGAAUCACGUACCUAGAGGCCAUGCUCCAGGAGCUGGAGUUGGUGCAGAAUCGCCCCAAGUCUAGAGGUGAGCUGCCACCUAUGGAAGGUGUUGGCAGGUUUGGUGGGUACAGCAGCACUACGGCAUCGACGAGAAGUGCAUCCCCCGGUAUUAAGAAGACGGUGCAGGUUAUGACACCCUCGGAAGCAUCAUCGUCGCCCCAAGGAAGACCGACGUCUUCUCCGGGAAGCAACAAAUGGAGUAGGGAAAAGGGUGCUCCGUAGUCUAGGACCCGUUGACUCGAGUUGGUAGGUGUUGCCGCUCUUGAAGGCAUCCAAGCUACAGGAGGGCCGAAUGCUCGUGAUCCUCGUCUCCACACAAAUCACGUCCAUCCUUCAAAAUAGAAGAGAACACCGAUUUCAGUAUGUCCAAGAGUAGGGAGCAUGCGCGUUGCCGUCAAAGCUAUGGCAGCCUUUUUCAAACAUGCCAUACCGGCAUACCUUGGCCCACGUCCUGUUGCCUUCGUAUGGAGAAACUUACCGAAGCUAUAAUGCAGAUUUGGCCCUGUAAGUGGUGAAUGUUGAAGUGAUCCUGUCUUCUUUGGUAAAAAAUUCUUUGAAUUUAAUACUCCG